This is a messenger RNA of Pelobates cultripes (western spadefoot toad), 27416 nucleotides long. Lineage: Eukaryota; Metazoa; Chordata; Amphibia; Anura; Pelobatidae. The record is from the annotation of a GenBank genome assembly.
AUGAGCAGUGAGCUGGAGAGCAGUAGUUUUGUUGAUUCUGAUGAGGACAAUACAAGCAGGUGGGAGAAUUUUAAGGUUACAGUAGUAAGCGGUUGGAAUGUGUGUGACACAAUUUUGUUAAAACCCUUCAAAAAUAUAUUGGACCAUAAAUAUAAAAAGGCCACCUCCAAUAUUUUAAUGGAUAUUGGCGUAUUCAUAUGGCAAGCUGAUAUUAUAAAAUCUGAAUCAUAAUUUAAUUGAUAUUUAUAGUUAUUGAGCAUGGUGACUUUUCCUGGAAAUACUCUGAAUUAUCCUGAUUCGCUCGGAGUACGACCGGACGGCCCUGAUGUUGCUCAGCACAAGCAAAUCUAAUGAUGUGUUAAUGUUGGGGUAACUGGAGACAUUUCUGUAGUGCUCCCAAAUGUGAAACACUUGGGAAAUAAUCUGGUAUAGGAACUCUGGACUGUAACACCAAACGAAAGACACUCGGGAGGUAUGCAUGGAGCAGUCCUGUCUGUACACAAAUCCAGGCACCCUUGCCGCACAGUUCUAAGGUAGUGCUUGCUUUUGAUGGGGGUGGUCAGAUUUUCAUUUUUACCUAGGUAUGCAUGUAACGAAGCAUUAUAUUCACUAUGUUUGGGUUUUUUAGCUUACAUUUUGCUGUUUGGAUUUCCAUUUGCAAAAUUUAAUAAAUAUCCCUGCCAAUGCAGAAAAAUCUGUUUUAAUGUAACAUCUGUUUACCCUACAUUUUUGAGCGUUACUCUAUUUUCAAAUGAUUCCUACCAAUUUAUGCUUAUAAGGAAGAUACAUUUAUUUUUGGGGGGUUUUGAGGUUUUAAAUAAUUCUAAAAAAAAAAAAGAGCUCUGUAAUAUAAAAGCAAAUGUCUAUUGACACAAUCCAUACUGGAAACUUUAAUUUAUUCCCUGUUUUAGUUUAUUCUGUAAAUAGUUUAUUCAUAUGUUUAUUGAUUUAGUAAAGCAGUUCAUGUUCCUUCCAUUCAAAGAAUAGGCUACAGUGUAUUUCCUUGCCAAUUGCCAUUAUUAAUGUAGUUGCUAGUUUCUUUAUCAAUCCAAUAAAGAGGUUAAAUGCAGUGUAUACUGUUGUCCAAUUGGAAUAUAGUCAGAUUAAAUUAGAUUGUGCAUUUUUGGAUAAACAUUUCAAAUGAUUUUAUAUUUUUGGAAAAACAUUUAAAAAAACGUUUACAUUUUUUUUUCAAGAUAUGAAAAAACAUCAAAGUUAUACCAUUUGUAUCAAAAUAUGAUUUAAUUUUCCAAAAUAUUUCAUCAUUUUAAAAGUUUAUCAAAAAAUAUUAUCAUAAAAAUAAAAUCAUUUCAUUAGUUUAUCCAAAAACAAUAAAUUAAGGUCUAUGUAUGAAAUAUCUUGUAAUCAGUCUGACUCAUAAGAGUUUUAUCAUGACAACAGAUAGUUGGGCAACAGUUAGCCCAGUCUUGGCUAGCAGAUUCUAUUGGAAUGCCCAAUUUUCUCACUGUAUUUAAGCUGUCACUUUACUGGAAGAGAAAGCUCUGUGUUCCCUUACCUACAUCACUACAUGGUUUCAUUUCAUUUACAAACAUUUCCCGGACAGAAAACUACAGAGAAUUUUCUAAACAUUGAUAUCACAACCCACAGCUAACUUUAAGUUGUCCAACGGUCUGUUUAUUAUGUGACCGUUCCUCUUUAUCCUUCCUCUACCAAUGAUAAGGUCACUUGGAAUUUAGCCCACUCUAGAGCCCACUCUUUCUAAAAAGAAGGGUCGUGUUUACUGGAAACAUUGCGCUUUACAUAUGUUGUUUGUGCUGUCGGUCAUUUAGUAUGUGCAAGUGACAAGUUUCCUUUAAAGUGGAACAUCUGCUGAGGGUCAUGUUAAGACCUUUUGCAUGUUGGUUCAGCCCUGUACGCUAAGCAAGCAGUGAUGUUAUGAUUGCAAGUUUGGACACGGCUCAUCAGUUUAGUUUUGGUUAAGAUGUACCUCAAUCCUUCAUUUGUAGCCGCCUGUCACCGCUUCUCAUAACGCUGCAUCUCAUCUUGUACUUCAGAUCAAGACAUCAUCCCUCAGGCUGUAAGUCUGAAGCCCAUUACAAGGGCAGGGUGUGUUUGAGUUAGUUAUUGGUUUAAAACCUCUAAGCUGAAAGAUAGGUUGCAAUUGCCUGUCAUAGAAGGGAUGCUACUAAUCUAUCUUGACUUCAAUACAACUUGACAUCAGAGAUGUCAUCACUACAGAUAGGCGCAAAGGUCAACUGCUCAAUUAUUGGCAAAUAGAAAAGUGGGAUUAAAGACCAAAGACAGCACAAUAACUAAAUGAAUGAAACUGUCUUUGUUGUAAAUUGGAAACGGUGAGGUCUAUGCAGUUCUCAUGCAAGGUUAUUGAUGUGGAGCAAACCACAAGAUCGUUCCAUUUGGUUCCCAUGGUAAUGGUAUAUGCAGAAAUUCAGACAUACUUCUUUUACUACAUAGUAUGAAUAUCUUAGAAUUUUAUAACCGAAGAAAAAAACUCAUAAUGUAAUAAAUGUGCACUGCGAACAAAUUCAGCAUUCUGGUUUGGUUAUGGAGAUGGGAACGUAUGAAGUAGCUAAAGAUGUACUAAAAUGUUAUCAGACCUUAUAUUGGUUAAAAUUUUAAAUCAGCUUUCAGAAAAAAAUGCACAUUUAUUGAAUUUCAUUCAGUUGUUUUACAUGCUCCCAACUUGCCCCAUUGCAGUCUAUAGUGAAUGUGGCGGCGAGGCUCAUCUUCCUGUUCGCCCACACCUCCCACGCCUCACCCCUCUGUCAGUCCCUGCAUUGGCUUCCCGUAAGACAUUGGGCUCAAUUUAAAAUUCUGAUUCUUGCUUUCAAAUCUCUACAUAAUGAUGCUCCCACCUAUCUAUCCUUCCUAAUACACAAGUAUGUCCUGUCUAGGCCUCUACGCUCUGCUGAAAACCUACGUCCAAUCUCUGUUCGUACUCCCACCUCUGAUGCUCGCCUUCAAGACUUCUCUAGGACUUCUCCUGUGGACCUCCCUUCUCUUUUCCGUUAGACGCUCACCCAGUCUCUACUCCUUCAAAAAUCAUUAAAACCUCACUUUUACACAAAAGCGUAUAAAUUAAACUGUUAAUGGCUCCCAACUGAUUCCUCUCCUGCAACUGUCAUUUAAAAAAAAAAAACACACACAAAAAAACAGUUUUCGUCUUCAAUGAAUUUUAUUCUGCCAAUCUACUUCCCUAAUAUUAUCCUUACCUUUUGUGUCACUUUACCCCACUCCCUCUAGCAUGUUGAGCUCAUUGAGCAGGGCCACUUAACCCCUCUGUUCCUGUGUGUCAAACUUGUCUGGUUACAAUUAAAUGUUUGUUAGUCCACCCAUUGUAAAGCGCUACUGAAUUUGUUGGCGCUAUAUAAAAAUAAUAAUAAUUUAACAGUUAAAAAAUUAUAUUUUCUCCAGUUGUUUAUGUAAGUCUGCAAUUUAUAUGAGGAUAUGGACUAUGUUCUAUUGAAGGAACACUUCAGUCACCAAAACAACCUCAUCUAAAAUUCAUCAAUGGGGAGCUACUAAUUGGCUUAGGGCGUCAGCUGACCGCUCCAGCCAAUCAGCGGCGCCCCUGCGCGGGGGACCUGGAGAUCACCGCUAAAGGCAUUUUUGGGGGUUAAACUGUUUGAGAAUGGUUUGCCCCCUUAAAGUAAAAGUACUCCCGGGGGCCUCCUUCAUUUAGAAUCCGUGUUAAUUUUCUGGUUCAUGGCUAGAACACGUGCUGUUCGUGGUGUUACCAUUUUCUUUUGUGCAAUGUCAUGAUGUACUUUUAAUUUGCCUUUAUCUAGGUUAAGUAGCUCUACCGAACAAAGCACAUCUUCUCGCCUUAUACGUAAACAUAAGAGGAGAAGGAGGAAGCAAAAGAUGCGUCAGAUUGACAGGGUAGGUUACGCCUAUUUUGCAAGCCUUUGGGGUUUUACCGGCUUAUUCACUAAGGUGUGAAUCAUUGUAAAUUAAACAUUCUAAAUCAAAUGCUUUUCUUCAGGUGAAGUGGUCUCGGUUCACCUACAAUUUGUUUUGUUCUAAUCAAUCCCUGUUUUUUUCUCGUAGUCUUCAUCUUUAAGCAGUAUCACAGACUCCACCAUGUCGCUGAAUAUUAUCACAGUUACGCUAAAUAUGGGUAAGUAUCAUUUCCAUAAUUUCCAUUGUGUCCAUCAAAUCUAGCCAACAUAUACUUCCCUGUUAAUAUUUAACUACAAAGCUCAUAAUUCUCAGCCUUAUAUUAGCUUUAAUUCUAACAGGAUCAUGCAGUUUAGAUGUCAAUGUCAUAGAAAGUCCAAACACAUUUCAACGUCCACUAAUGUCUUUGUCAAAUGAGCUCAGCAGAGGACAAACAUGUCUUGUUAUUUUGGAAUUACAUUGUUUGAUUGGCUGAGAAGCCCAGAUUUCUUAUAUAGAAGCAUAUGAGCAAUUUCCAAGGACUUAGACUCUCUCCUGAAGGACUGGCUAUUUUAUUAUUUUCCCCUAGAAAAAUACAACUUCUUAGGCAUUAGCAUUGUUGGGCAGAGCAAUGACCGUGGUGACGGAGGAAUUUACAUUGGAUCGAUUAUGAAAGGAGGGGCUGUAGCAGCUGAUGGACGCAUUGAGCCUGGAGAUAUGUUACUACAGGUAAGUUCACACUCCCCUUGUUUCAAGAACUAGCACAUCUCACAUGUAUCCGACCAACAUGUGCUCUAGCACACUGAUCUGGUUCUAGACCAAUAUAGUAAACACUCUAUCCUAUAUAAAAAUGUAUCUUUCACGUGUGAGAUAAUUGUUAUUCGAAACUACAACUAUGUGCUUGCUCUGUACACCAUAGCCCAAUCUCUUAUAUCCCUGCCUUUGUUUUCAACUAAUCUGCAUUCUCUUUAUCCUACCAUCUAAAAUCCAAGCUAUUUCAAAUUCUACUUUUGGGCUCAUCUUAAUCACCCAUCGUACCUCAUCAUAUUGUAAACCUCAAUUGGGUUCCCAUUUCAUCAAGAAGACAGCAUAAAUUCCUCACUCUGACAUAUUACCUCAAUUUUUCUGUUUAUGAUGUCAAUUGUGUAAAUAAUAAACAUCUCAUUCUAGGUGACUUUAGAAAUAUCUUAAAACACUUUUUGAUUUCCUGCCCAUCACCGCACCUCUCUGCGUUCUCUCUAUAAAAAGAAAAAUAGGUGCCCUGCGCUCUGAAAUUCUAGGGGAUCUGCAUAUGAGAUGCUAUAAAAGAAGAUUAUUUGUUCUGUUAUUUCCACUGUGAUAUCCAGACUGGGUUACGAGCAGUUUUCUGGUUCUUGCAGGUUAAUGAUGUCAACUUCGAGAACAUGAGUAAUGAUGACGCAGUGAGGGUCCUCCGGGAAAUAGUCUGCAAACCAGGGUAAGUGUAUGUGAUAAGUAGCAGGACGAUGGUCUAUGAUAUUUGAACAGUUUAUUAUGUCUACUCCACAUUGCACAAGAAGACCUUGACAUGUUAUCAUUCACUGUUGGAGAUCUGAUAAUGAUCAGCAUAUCUACACACCAAACACUUUCUUGUCCUCUUGGGGGACAUUAGAUCUGGGUAUUAGUUUCUCCUUAAUUAGUGGAUAGGAACACGUAAGAGACUGUUUAAAAAGAUUCCAAUUCUGUCCUCUUUCCUGAAGUGUCGCAGAGAAGUCGUGUUUUAGUGUAUCUUUUCCUUUUUUUGGUUUACCUGGCCCAUUUCUCAAGGUGUAACAUUUUACCUCUAUCCUUAUGCUGUAAUCCACUUGGAGGAUUCAAACUAGCUGAGGGGAUUGGUAGAAACCAAAGCUGAUUCUAAUGUCUAGCAGAAAUCUCAUUAACUCUGUAAGUGAUCAGGGCAAACUAAGAGACCAUCUAAGUCAGUAUCCAGUUUCUUACCAGGAAAGGUUAAAGGAUCUUAACAUGUAUAGCUUGGAGGAAAGACGAGACAGGGGGGAUAUGAUAGAAACAUUUAAAUAUAUAAAGGGAAUCAACACAAUAAAGGAGGAGACUAUAUUUAAAAGAAGAAAAACUACCACAACAAGAGGACAGUGUCUUAAAUUAGAGGGGCAAAGGUUUAAAAAUAAUAUCAGGAAGUAUUACUUUACUGAGAGGGUAGUGGAUGCAUGGAAUAGCCUUCCAGCUGAAGUGGUAGAGGUUAACACAGUAAAGGAGUUUAAGCAUGCGUGGGAUAGGCAUAAGGCUGUAAUAACUAUAAGAUAAGGCCAGGGACUAAUUAAAUUAUUUAGAAAAUUGGGCAGGCUAGAUGGGCCGUAUGGUUCUUAUCUGUCGUCACAUUCUAUGUUUCUAUGUUUCUAUGUUUCUAUGUUUCAGUUGUGCUUUACCUGCUACCGUCUGAAAUCAGUUUUGUUUAUUGCACAGAGUCUAGGAGAUCACAUUACAGUUUGACCGGGCUAUUUACUAGAGAGAGAAUUUAAAGUGAAUUUCAAAUCUAAGGCCAGAGUAGCUGAACUGAAAGCAUUGUUGAAUGAGAUAUUUUUUCCAAUUUGAUUAUUUUAACCUUAAAUCUGAAAUUGACUUUGAAUUUACUGAUUUCUAUUACAGUUAAAAAAGUUUAUCACAAUUAAUAGUUUCAUUGAGUGUCUAAAUGCUGUAUCUAAACAAAGUUGCUGUCGGCUGAUUAAUCAUUUUUAGUGCAUACAACAAAAAGACUGUGUGUUAGCAUUGUUUCUCUGUAGAGACUGGCUAGCAGUUAGGGUGACAAUCAGGAUUUUGGUGGUUGAAACAGAUUUAGAAUGCAUUGAUGUCUCCAGCAGUUGUAACAUUAUAACACAUAUCUGCAGAGAAGGAGCUAAGAAAGGGCUAGGUCACAUUACUAAUUCUGCUUAGAGGGCUAGGUGCAGUUUAGAGCCACCCAGUGGUCAUGCUGAAGACUGCAGUUUUAAAAACAUUACUUUCACAUAUUCUUCAAAUUAGAGCAAGUUUAGGGGCUAUGGCCCUUUUUAAAGAAAAAAAUAAACAAAUCUUCUUAGCUCUUGUCUACAGAGAAAAAAUAAUCCAUAUCGGAAUAUUUUUGUUCCAUUCAGAUAAGCACAGAAUAGGCAAUGUAUAUGCAAGGUAUUGACCAGGCAUCCCUGAUCCUUUGUUUUGGUAUCUUAAUUGAAUAAGUCAUUUAAUGUAGAACAAAAAUGACAUUCACUGGUUUGCCGAAAUUAAAUGUGUUUGAAUCAUCCAUGCUUUGUUAGAAUGGUGCAGUUCAGAAUUUCUGAAUUAGGUUUAUUUUGCUGGAUAAUUACUAAAUGCACUGCAUUGCACUGAUAUUCAAUUUUGUUUUUGUAGACCAUAUCUUAUAUAUUUAAAUUGUACCAAAACCAAAUAUUUGUUCUACUAAUUGAUAAGGCCACUACUGCAGCUACUAAAAAGAAUGAUUUUGUUCUUAUUUCACAGCCCAAUUAGUUUGACCGUGGCAAAAUGUUGGGAUCCCACGCCAAGGAGCUAUUUCACAAUUCCUCGGGGUAAGUAAAGUGCAACUGACCUUAGUUAUCACAGGGAUAUACUCUGUGCUGUUUUUAGGAACUGAAGCACUCCACAAUUUUAAAAAUGUUCUGCCUACAUCUAUGUUCAGUCCUCUGUCUUAAAGGAAAUAAACUGACACUGCAUGCCCUCCAACCAGAUAUGUUAUGGUUGAGUGAUAGGGGAGGACUGGAGGCAAUUGCCCCCAGCACUAAGCAUACAAAAGUUUUGGGCUGCAGCCUCAAUGGGUACAGGGCUGUCUCUUAGCAUAGCUCUCCAAGAUAGAGUCAGCAGUCAGUAAUUGUAAUGGUCAGGAUUGUUUGGGUUAACAUGAUGCAACCCUUUUGUUCUUGGGCUUGUGGCAAAUGUAUCAUCAGUCAUUAAAUUAUAGAGUGAGACAGUUGGGUGAUUUGAUCUAAAAAAUGGCCAUUCAUUUGUACUUGCUCUCAUUUUACAUUUGUAUUUCCUUGCAAGAAGGACGAGUUUGAGGCAUAUUGCAAAGAGUGUUUGGUGCACUCAAUUAGUUUAGAGUAAACUGGUUAACAAAUGAAGGAUCAAUUAAAGAUGAAUUAGUUAGUCUUGUAAAAAUAGAUAGCAGACCUAUACAAACAUUUGAGGUGAGAACCAGAGUAAGUUCCAAUAGUGCACAGAGUUGUGACUUACUCAGAAAGUUAGCCGCAGGCUGCACUUACGCGGACAUCAGCAUUAGAUUGAUGCUUCGUUUCCAGGGUGCAUGUUACAUUUCAGAACCAGGUUAUUGAUCUGAUGGUAGGUGAGAUGUACAGAUGAAUAAUACCGCCAUGUGUUUUCAGGGUCGUACUCAGUGAAUUGUAGAAAGGGAUUCACAGUGCUGAAAGAGGCAAUUCAUGAUUACACCUCAGUAAACUGGAGGAAGGAAUACAGGUUCUACAUUCAUUCAUCUGGAGGAAGGAAUUCAGGCACUACCUUCAGUAUUCUCAAGGAAGGAACACAGGUGCUACAUUCAUUCAUCUGGAGGAAGGAAUGCAGGCACUAUAUUCAUUCAUCUGGAGGAAGGAAUGCAGGCACUACAUUUAGUAUUCUCGAGGAAGGAACACAGGUGCUACAUUCAUUAAUCUGGAGGAAGGAAUGCAGGCACUACCUUCAGUAUUCUCGAGGAAGCAAUACAGGUGUUACAUUCAUUAAUCUGGAGGAAGGAAUGCAGGCACUACCUUCAUUAUUCUCAAGGAAGCAAUACAGGUGCUACAUUCAUUAAUCUGGAGGAAGGAAUGCAGGCACUACCUUCAGUAUUUUCAAGGAAGCAAUACAGGUGCUACAUUUAUUAAUCUGGAGGAAGGAAUGCAGGCACUACCUUCAGUAUUCUCGAGGAAGCAAUACAGGUGCUACAUUCAUUAAUCUGGAGGAAGGAAUGCAGACACUACCUUCAGUAUUCUCAAGGAAGCAAUACAGGUGCUACAUUCAUUAAUCUGGAGGAAGGAAUGCAGGCACUACCUUCAGUAUUGUCAGGUAUAGCAUGGCAUGUAUUUCGUCGCCGGAACCCACUUCCGGGUUCACGGCGCUUAGCCCCGCCCUUUUUUCUGACGCGGUCCCUCCACGAUACUUAGGAAGACCGCGCCAGAUUCAAAGGGCUGGAUUAUUCGCACAGGUGCUGCAGAAAGAUCAGCUGCUCUACUUUUGAUCCUACCUGCUCCACUUCUAGACCUCGGCUAGUAAAACGGAUUUCUACCUUCUCCACUUCUCGACCUCGGCUUGUAAACGGAUUUCUACCUUCUCCACUUCUCGACCUCGGCUUGUAAACGGAUUUCUACCUUCUCCACUCCUAGACCUCGGCUUGUAACUCUGAAUUCUACCUUCUCCACUCCCAGACCUCGGCUUGUUAAAACGGACUUCCCCACUCUCCACUCCUAGUUCUCAGCUUGUUGAAACGGACUUCUAAUUUCUCCUUCAUUGGGUGAAUUAACCCUUCCAGUGCCAGAACUGCCUUUAAGUUAAGUAAUACUUUUACCAAACAAGCCAAUUCCUAUUAUUUAUGUUACACAGUAUCUAAAACUCACUAAAGUGUCACUUUGUCUAAUUAUUCCUCUUAUUCAUAAGGGAUUGCUACAAAGCCUAAUUUUUCCUUCAUGUGUAUUUAAAGGUACAGUGACCAUUGUUUCAUAUCAAUAUAAAAGGAGGUGAAACUUAUUGUUGCUGCAACCAGGAAAUUCUGCAGUUGAGUUCCAAUUAAGAAGUAUUACAAAAUAAAUAUUACAGAAUAAUCCAGCCUUAUUCAAUGGAACCAGCAGAUAUCAACUCUCAAGUUUCUGCCCUAACCAAUAGAGUGGAUACGAUUGCUCAAGGGUUACAGGAACUGCAAAUUACAAAUGAGAGAAUAUUAACCUAUGUUAGAGACAUUCAAGGUCAUCUUCCUCAUGCCGCUCUUCAAUCGGCUGGUGAUCCUGCUGUCUGUAAUCCAGAAAAAUUUUAUGGAGAUAGAACAAAGUACAGAGAGUUUUUGAAUUCUUGCAAACUACUAAUAGCUUUAAAACCUAGAUCUUAUCCCACCGAAAGAUCCAAAGUCUGUUCAGUGAUCUCUUUUUUAAGAGGUGAACCUAUGGCCUGGGCCCAUUCCUUUUUGGAAAAUGAUGAUCCCAUAUUAGAUUCAUUGGAUGAGUUCUUUGAAGCUAUGUCUUUAUUAUAUGAAGAUCCUUUUAAACAAACUACUGCUGAUUUAACCAUCAGAACAUUACACCAAAAGAAUAGACCUGUUGAAGAUUAUAUUGCAGAAUUCAAAAGAUGGGCUACAGAAACCCAAUGGAAUGACAUUACUUUACGCAAUCAAUUCCGUCUCGGAUUAUCUGAAGCUGUGAAAGAUGAACUCUCUCGUACAGAACUUCCUCCUACCUUAAAUGCAUUGAUUCAACUGUCCAUCAGUAUUGAUAGACGUCUAAGAGAAAGAAAAGCUGAAAGGGUUCUUACUAAUUCUACCUGGAGAAAACCUUUCACUACUCUAAAACUACCUGAAAAAAUUCCUCCACAAACUGAACCUAUGGAAGUAGGUAUAAUAAAAAGUCCUCUUACUUCUGAAGAAAGAAUAAGAAGGAGACAACUAAACUUAUGUAUGUAUUGUGCUUCGAACGAACAUCUAAUUUCCGAAUGUCCUCUACUGAAACAUUCAAAAGGUGGUAAGCUUCAUUCAUCUACCUCUAUAUUGAACGUUUUUCAAAAAAAGAAAAGCAUCUACUUAUUUUUCUAUAUCUCUCAUAUUACAGUGGGAUACAAAAAGAAUCGUGACUGAGGCCAUCAUUGAUUCUGGUGCUAAUGGAACUUUUCUUGAUUUUUCUUUUGUUUCAAAAAAUAAAAUUCCUUGUGUUCAAAAAACUAACUUUAUUCCAAUCAGAGUUAUUGACGGUUCAUUUAUAUCCUCAGGACCCAUCAAAGAUGAGACAAUCCCUCUAAGAAUGAUUACCAACAACGUACAUUUCGAAUUCAUUACAUUUGAUAUUAUUAAAUCUCCACUUUAUCCCGUCAUUCUAGGAAUUAAUUGGUUAAAAACCCAUGAUCCUUUAAUUAAGUGGUCUCCCUUCUCCAUCUCCUUUGCUUCUGAUUUCUGUAAAAAAACGUGCUUACAACACAUUCCUAUUCUCCAAACUACUGUAGAACCAGUUAUACCUCCAUUCUACUCCGAUUUUGCAGAUGUCUUUUGUAAAAAAGAAGCGGAAACACUUCCUCCUCAUCGGUAUAUGAUUGCCCAAUAGAUCUCAUACCCGGUGCUCCUAUUCCUUAUGGUCAUAUUUAUCCACUCUCUGAAAAGGAGUUAGAAAUUUUAAAAGAAUAUCUUAAUGAAAAUUUACGCAAAGGGUUCAUCAGACCCUCGACCUCCCCAGCUGCUUCUAGUAUUUUCUUUGUGAAGAAUAAGGACCAAACCAUCCGUCCUAUUAUAGAUUACAGAGCCUUAAAUAAAAUAACUAUUAAAAAUCGUUAUCCUCUUCCACUAAUAAAUGAAUUAAUUGAAAGGUUAAGAACUGCAACUAUAUUCACUAAACUCGACCUUCGAGGCGCAUAUAACCUCAUUAGAAUAAAACAGGAUGAUGAAUGGAAAACCGCCUUCCGGACAAGAUAUGGUCUCUACGAAUAUCUAGUGAUGCCUUUUGGGCUCUGUAAUGCCCCUGCAACAUUUCAACAUUUUAUAAAUUAUAUCUUUAGAGAUCUUUCUGGAUAUAUGUGUUAUUAUCUACUUAGAUGAUAUCUUAAUAUAUUCUAACAAUUUGGAUGAACAUAGGAAGCAUGUUAGAUGGGUUCUAUCUAGACUGAGAACUCAUAAAUUAUACGCUAAACCAGAAAAAUGCCUUUUUGAGGUUACUGAAUUCUCUUUUCUAGGAUACAUUAUUUCACCUCAUUCUUUGAAGAUGGAUAAUUCCAAAAUCAAAUGUAUUAUUGACUGGCCCGCUCCUACUACUACAAAAGAAUUACAACGUUUUCUUGGAUUUGCAAACUUCUAUAGAAAAUUUAUUAGAAACUAUUCGGAUGUAUCACAUCCUCUUAACCUCCUCAACAGUAGUAAACGUCCUUUCAAUUGGAAUAAAGAUGCACAAACAGCCUUCGACGAAUUAAAAAAAAGAUUUACAACUGCACCUAUUCUACAACUACCUAAUCCAACAUUCUUAUAUGUUCUUGAAGUUGAUGCAUCAGAUGCAGCCAUCGGAGCAGUUCUUUCUCAACAAAAGACUCCACAAGAUCCACUUCAUCCAGUUGCCUUUUUUUCAAGAUCCUUGAGCUCUGCUGAAAAAAAUUAUCCUAUUGGUGAAAAAGAAUUAUUAAGUGUUAAAGCUGCCUUCGAAAAUUGGCGUCAUCUUCUGGAAGAUACAAAACAACCUAUAAUAGUUUAUACUGACCAUAAAAAUCUUGAAUAUCUCUAUACUAACAAAACCCUUACAGCUAGACAAGUUAGAUGGAACCUAUUUUUUAACCGAUUUAACUUCCAAUUAAUAUACAGACCUGGAACUAGAAAUAAAAAGGCUGACGCUCUUUCUCGAAUUCCUUCUAAAACUACUAUUGAUGAUUAUCCUCCUAACAAAAUAAUAGGGAUCCUCUCUUCUCUUCAUGAUGACAUAAAGAAUUUGAAUCAGAAGGAUCUUGAACUUCCCAAAACACCUAUACUAACAAAAAAGGAUGGUAUAUUUUAUUUUAAAAAUAGAAUUUAUAUUCCUCCCAUUCUUAGGAAUAAAUUACUUAAGAUGGUUCAUGAUUCACCCCUAGCUGGACAUCCUGGAAUAAAGAAAACACUUGAACUAACUUCACGAUAUUAUUGGUGGCCUCGCCAGGAUAGAACCAUUGAAUUAUAUGUCAAAACAUGUCCUAUCUGUCAAAGGUCUAAACCAGAACAUAAUCAACCUUUUGGAUUACUACUUAACUUACCUAUUCCAGAAAAACCUUGGCAAUCCAUUUCUAUGGAUUUUAUCGUUGAUCUUCCACCUUCUCAACAUUUCACCACUAUUCUUGUCGUUGUGGAUCGCUUCACAAAAAUGUCCCAUUUCAUUUCCUUAAAAAAAUUACCCUCCUCUGUAGAAUUGUCUAAGGUCUUUAUUGACAAUAUUGUGAAACUUCAUGGUCUUCCUGAAGAAAUUAUUUCUGAUAGGGGGACACAAUUUACCUCCAAAUUCUGGAAAGAGAUGUGUCUCUCCCUUCAAAUUCAACGCAAACUCUCUUCCGCUUAUCAUCCCCAAACUAAUGGGCAAACAGAAAGGGUUAAUCAAUGUUUGGAACAAUAUCUUCGAUGUUAUUGUUCAUACCUCCAAGAUGACUGGACCACAUGGUUACCUAUGGCCGAAUUUUCUUACAAUAAUACCAUUCAUUCUAGUACGAAAAUGACUCCUUUCUUCUCCAACUAUGGUUUUCAUCCGUCUUCAUUCCCCAUCCAAACCAUUACUUCAUCCAAUCCUACUGUUACAUCAAAAAACGAAUUUAUGUCUUCUCUAUUUCUCAAAUUACGGGAGAAUCUUCAACUCGCCCAAAAUAACCAGAAAAAGUUUUUUGACAAUAAUAGAAGAAUUCCCCCUCCUUACAAGGUAGGGGAUCUUGUCUGGCUCUCUUCAAGGAAUAUUACCACAAGCCGUCCUUCAAAGAAAUUGAGCUCUCUUUUUCUUGGUCCCUUUCAAGUAAUUACUACCAUUAAUGAUAACGUUGUUAAACUAAAACUUCCUCCAAGUUUUAAACUUCAUCCAGUAUUCCAUGUCUCCUUACUUAAACCACACAUCCCUGAUCCUUUUUAUAGAGAAAUAGUAACAACUCCUGAACCUAUCAUUGUCCAAGGUGAAGAAGAAUAUGAAAUUCACAAAAUUUUGGAUUCUCGUGUCCACCGUGGCUCCUUACAAUACCUUAUCAGAUGGAAAGGUUAUGGAGUUGAUGAAGACACUUGGGAAGAUUCAUCUAAUGUACAUGCUAGGAGGUUAGUUACUGCCUUUCACAAACGCUACCCCUCCAAACCGAAAUAGUGCACCCAGAGGAUGCCCCAUGAGAAGGGGGUACUGUCAGGUAUAGCAUGGCAUGUAUUUCGUCGCCGGAACCCACUUCCGGGUUCACGGCGCUCAGCCCCGCCCUUUUUUCUGACGCGGUCCCUCCACGAUACUUAGGAAGACCGCGCCAGAUUCAAAGGGCUGGAUUAUUCGCACAGGUGCUGCAGAAAGAUCAGCUGCUCUACUUUUGAUCCUACCUGCUCCACUUCUAGACCUCGGCUAGUAAAACGGAUUUCUACCUUCUCCACUUCUCGACCUCGGCUUGUAAACGGAUUUCUACCUUCUCCACUUCUCGACCUCGGCUUGUAAACGGAUUUCUACCUUCUCCACUCCUAGACCUCGGCUUGUAACUCUGAAUUCUACCUUCUCCACUCCCAGACCUCGGCUUGUUAAAACGGACUUCCCCACUCUCCACUCCUAGUUCUCAGCUUGUUGAAACGGACUUCUAAUUUCUCCUUCAUUGGGUGAAUUAACCCUUCCAGUGCCAGAACUGCCUUUAAGUUAAGUAAUACUUUUACCAAACAAGCCAAUUCCUAUUAUUUAUGUUACACAGUAUCUAAAACUCACUAAAGUGUCACUUUGUCUAAUUAUUCCUCUUAUUCAUAAGGGAUUGCUACAAAGCCUAAUUUUUCCUUCAUGUGUAUUUAAAGGUACAGUGACCAUUGUUUCAUAUCAAUAUAAAAGGAGGUGAAACUUAUUGUUGCUGCAACCAGGAAAUUCUGCAGUUGAGUUCCAAUUAAGAAGUAUUACAAAAUAAAUAUUACAAGUAUUCUCGAGGAAGCAAUACAGGUGCUACAUUCAUUAAUCUGGAGGAAGGAAUGCAGGCACUACCUUCAGUAUUCUCGAGGAAGCAAUACAGGUGCUACAUUCAUUAAUCUGGAGGAAGGAAUGCAGGCACUACCUUCAGUAUUCUCAAGGAAGCAAUACAGGUGCUACAUUCAUUAAUCUGGAGGAAUGAAUGCAGGCACUACCUUCAGUAUUCUCGAGGAAGCAAUACAGGUGCUACAUUCAUUAAUCUGGAGGAAGGAAUGCAGGCACUACCUUCAGUAUUCUCGAGGAAGCAAUACAGGUGCUACAUUCAUUAAUCUGGAGGAAGGAAUGCAGGCACUACCUUCAGUAUUCUCAAGGAAGCAAUACAGGUGCUACAUUCAUUAAUCUGGAGAAAGGAAUGCAGGCACUACCUUCAGUAUUCUCGAGGAAGCAAUACAGGUGCUACAUUCAUUAAUCUGGAGGAAGGAAUGCAGGCACUACCUUCAGUAUUCUCGAGGAAGCAAUACAGGUGCUACAUUCAUUAAUCUGGAGGAAGGAAUGCAGGCACUACCUUCAGUAUUCUCGAGGAAGCAAUACAGGUGCUACAUUCAUUAAUCUGGAGGAAGGAAUGCAGGCACUACCUUCAGUAUUCUCAAGGAAGCAAUACAGGUGCUACAUUCAUUAAUCUGGAGGAAUGAAUGCAGGCACUACCUUCAGUAUUCUCGAGGAAGCAAUACAGGUGCUACAUUCAUUAAUCUGGAGGAAGGAAUGCAGGCACUACCUUCAGUAUUCUCGAGGAAGCAAUACAGGUGCUACAUUCAUUAAUCUGGAGGAAGGAAUGCAGGCACUACCUUCAGUAUUCUCGAGGAAACAAUACAGGUGCUACAUUCCUUAAUCUGGAGGAAGGAAUGCAGGCACUACCUUCAGUAUUCUCGAGGAAGGAACACAGGUGCUACAUUCAGUAAAUUGGAAGAGGGAAUUCAAGAGUUAGGUACCAUAUUAAGAAAGUUUGAGUGUGAUGUGGGUGGUUUUAAUAAAUGGAAGGAAAUUAUUUGGUACUUAGCAUAGAUUCAUAAUAAUGUAUACAAGAUAUAAUAAUAGGUAUAAAGGAAGAUGAGAUUUUAAAAUGUUCUAAUGAUUAAUUUUAAAAAGUGGAAACGGCUUCCUCAGCACAUGAUACAGGAAUGGUACGCUAAACACGAUAAAAUGAUGGGUCAGGUAGAGGAAUAUCUGCUGUAACGCUUAAUGUUUUUAUCUUCAAAGGCAAUGUUUUUUUCAGCCAUGGUAAUGUCAUCAUGUAUCCGCACUGCAUUGUUCACCAAACGUAUGUUUGUUUGUUUUCUCCCCUGUCCUGGUUACAGCAGAACCUGUGAGGCCUAUUGACCCGGCUGCCUGGAUCACUCAUACCUCAGCCCUGACGGGAGCGUACCCCCGUUACGGUAUGAGCCCCUCCAUGAGCAUCAUCACAUGCACCAGCUCCUCAUUAACAAGCUCUAUACCCGAGUCGGAAAGUAAGUCACACUGCAGCCCCUUACUCUGGGCAGGACUGACCCUGUGCUGGGGCAGCAGUGUACAGCUUUACCCCACCCACACACCCACGAAGAUGUUAAUCAACCAGGCAGAAAGAUUUACCCAAAUCUCUGUCUGCUGCUUGAUCGUUCCAUGCAUACUGCUAGAGACACACAAUGCUUAUUUUUUUCUCCAAUACCUUGAUGUAGCACAGCGCUAAGCAACCUUCAGCACUCCAGAUGUUAUGGACUACAUCUCCCUUGAUACUUUGCCAGCAUUAUGGCUGUAAGUGAACAAAAUCUGGAGUGCUGAAGAUUGCCUAUCAUUGAUAUACCGUGACAGAAAGCUAUAGAGAAUAAGUGUUAGUAAUAAGUCUGUGACUCAGGUCUCUUUGUUGACCUGGGGUAUAGCAAUCAUAUCAGAUUAUAACAUACUGGUAUAAUAAUAUACCAUCUCGAGAUACCUACAAGCCAUGGGUAUGGUCUCCAAAAUUGAUAUAUGUUAGCCAUUUUACUUGUUAAUGCACACAAUUAAAGUGCUCUUAUGCCAAUUGUAUCCUUUUGGAUCCAUAUGAGAGCAUAAUGCAGUAAAAGAGAUAAGCCUAGUAAAAUAAAGUAAAGUAUUAAGAUUUUUGAGAGAACCUUCGGGAAGGAUUGUGUUUUUAGGCCAUCCACACAGAAUAAUUGCACAUAAACAGAACACAAUGUGGAAUAAGUUGGACGCAAUUCAUCUGUUCGAGAGGCAACUUCCGUAAAAAAAUAUAUUUUGAAAUUUCAGCGAGAUUUAUUGAGUAGGAUCAAAGUACUAAUAAUGCUAACACCCAGAUGAAAGAAAGCUCUGAUUGCAUUUAAGCAGAGAAUAAACCCAUUUUAAUGACCGCAUUCUCUUUUACACAAGAAGUUUAAAGACAUUGAUAAACAUACAGAGUCUUUCAGAUCUUUCCAUACAUUGUCGAGGAUGACAGAUUUAUAGGAGUAUCUAGCAUGUUUAUCUAACUGGAGUCAAGUAGCAUCUUCCGGGUCUCCCUUUUCACCGUAAUCAAAAGACCUUUCUGUCCAUUGUGAUGGGACUUGAGUAAUGUUUUCGAUGUGAGCAAAGGAGGUGAAGGUGUAUCAUUUUUCCAAUUAUUAGCGUAAUCUGUUUUCUUUGGCUUCGUACAGAUGUCCUGUGACAUUAUAACCUCCUGAUAGGUUUUGUUCGCUUUUGUACCAGCUCUUGAUUUAUCUCACUUAAUAGAUAACUGAGCUUUUGUAUUCGGUGCUUGCUUUACGCAUCUCAUAUUACAGUGUGAGAAUGAAUGUGAAUUGUCUACAAACCAGACGACCUACAGCUAUCACUUACCUACGUCCAGUGAUUGAUGACACCACGAAAUUGUCAAGUUGUUAGAUGUUAAAUUUAGCCUCGUGCUGUACGGUCAUUGCCUCAACUGGGCUGAUAUCGCCACUGAUUAUAGUCACUAGGGUAGAUAUAAAUUAUAGUAUUUUUUUUUUUUUUUUUUAAACACAAACCAGUUGUGUAAGCGUUUAAAAUUAUAUUCUUAUUUCAUUUUUUCUAAUGUUUGAAAUUAUGGGUGCUGGGGUGGCAAAGGAAAGUUGAAAACAAAGCUUGACUAAAAUCAAUUACAUUUUGGUUGAAGCAAAGUGGAGUAAAAAUUAAAAGUAAAUUUGUUGAAGUGGAUGCAAAACAAAAUUAUACCCAAAUUAUGACUUUGAUUUAGUAUGUUUCAUACAUUUUUCAAAUUAUUUAAUAUUUUUGAAUACAUAUUUGAGCUUAUUUUUCUCUCAAAAUAUUAAAAUAUUUUUAAAAAAUCCUAUCCUAUUUAAAAAUAUAUCAAAAUAUUAAAGUAUUUUUUAAAAAAUAUUAAUUUCAUUUUAAACGUUUACCCAAAUUAUUCAAUCAUUUAAAAAGAUAAUCCAAAAACAUUAAUUCAAAGCAUGUGUAUGAAAUAUGGCCAGAUAGUUCAGGAAUUCCUGAACUAAUUCAAAUACAUAAAUGAGCAAGCACAAAGUUAAAAUAAAUAAGUAAAAAUAGAUGGGAGAUCAACAUUGGCACCUUCCUCGCUCUCGCUCCAAGUGCCAGUGGUGGGGGCAUAAAAAAAAACCAGCAUGAGUCCUAGGACUUUUUUUCCAUUGAGUAAGUAGGGGGGACAACCUAAUUAAAAAAUAUGUAGUAACUAAUUUUUUUAACUGCUUUACUUAUGUACCACUGAAACACUGGGUAAAGGUAGAGCAAGGUAGAUCGAGACUCCCUGUCACUUGAGGGUUGAUACAACUCUACCUCUAGGAGUGGAAUGGUUGAUUACACGCAAGCCCAAAUGACCCAUUAUGUUAGCCUACUUCCCUUUGCACUUUAGGUAUGUGAAUAGGGAUAGACAACCCUCUGCGCAUAGUUAGUGAGACUGUGUUCCUCUAAAUAACCAGAAACACAGUCUAACCCCCCACAUGCAACACAUUGGGUAGGGAAUAGGUUAUAGGGUGGUUCCCUAUUGUUCAUUUUAGGUCCUGCGCACCCAUGCAUUAAUUAAAUAAUAUCUACCCUCAGGACAGAAUGGUUAAGGAGAAGGAAGGUGAAAACACGCAUUCCUCUUUAUAUUGUUAACUCACAACCGUCUGCACAGGAGUGUGGAAACUGGGAAGUAUUCUCAUAGAAGCUCAAUUUCGUUUGCAGCGCACCUAAAUAGUCCUUAAAUUAAUUUGCAUUUUUUUAUGCACUAUCGAAAUUUGUACUUGAAUUACCUCUGAUAAAUAUUACAUCCCUUUUUUAAAAAUACAUUUCAGCUUGUUCAUCUAAAGUUUGCUAUUCGGAUGUAUCGUUGAUACUUACUUAAUUACCCUCUAACUUUUAAAUGGCGACUCCCAUAGUAAAAGGAUUGGUCGUGGAAUAACAACAGCUAGAUCUCUGUACCGUCACGCAUUCAGGAGUAAUAAAGGAAUACAACAAUACAUUCAAUGAACAUUUACGUAAAGAAAAUACCUUUAGUGAACCCGAUGACCACAUGGACUACUUCUGCAUUAUAGAAUCUAUGUAUUACCUAAGAGCUUUCUAGAGAGCUCAGAAUGAUUUGUAUUACUGUCGUGACAUCUGAUGUAAUCUGCUUCAUUCUAAAUAUUACUAUUCUCUGUAAAGGCACAGAUGAUCACUGUGUUUUUUAUUGUAGUGUUCGUCAGGUGCUAACUAGAUUCUUAUGUAAUAUAGCUUAUACCGUCACAUCUGUUGGUAUUGUAGACCUGAUUGUUGAUUUAAGUUGACAGGUUACACCAUUAUUUAGGAUUUCAGAAUAUAAUGACCCACACAUGGUGCUCAGUUGAGCACUAGAUAUCCGAUAACUCACACCACACAGAUUAUCUUCCCUUUCAUAAAAAAUAAAAAACAUUAUUGUACUGUAUGUUACAAUACACCCAUUUCCCACUUGGACUCCUGUUCACAAUGCCCCAUCACACCAUGUGUCAUACUGUUUAAAUCUUUUGCAUGCACUGUUUGCUCACCCUGUGUGUUAUUGUUUGCUGGUUGGGUUUGUAGAUAGAGAGGGUGACUGCAAAUAAAAUGUAUGUACGUGGAUAACCAAGUCACGCAGUCUCUGGCGCCCCCUAUCCUCUGUCUUUUUAAUGCACACGUUAGUGAAAAAGCAGGCAUAGUCAGUAAAAUACUUCUCGGAGAGUAUUAUUUGCUACUCUAGGAACUGGGGAGAAUUGCAAAUUCUAGGCCAAAAUAUAGAAAGUAGAAAUAUUCACAAGCUCAGUUAUAUUUUCAGGAAGUUAUUUGGACCUACAUUUUGCAAUUAGAUUGUUAGUUGUCCCCAGUUCCUGGUUUAAUGAAUCAUUUUAAAAUGGUUAUUUAAAUUCAUAAGAUUGCAGAACUGAAUGUGUUUAGGCUGUGGGGCUAUACAAAUCCAAGUGAUGUGAGAAUUAACCAAAACCGCCUGGGUUAAUCAUUAAAUUGUCGAGAAUUCAAUGUGAUUCUAGAAUGUAAGCCAUAAUAACUUAACUAAAAACAUAGCUAACUUGGGGACAUUUUCUAGCUUGCCAUUUUUGUCCUAAAAUCUUUGUAAAUUUCCAGCAGAUUGCAGAUCACACUUUUUGUGAAUAGCCCUGAUAAUUUAAAUAUUUUGUGCUGUUUUAGGUCCACCUAUUAAAAAACUAGAUAAGAGCAACCCAAGGCUUCAAUUAGGCAUAGAAAAUCAAAACAGGGGUUUUCCUAGGCCUUAUUAAAUUACUUAGUUGGAAGUUCAACUGUGUUUUCCCCAAGAAAUUAAAAUCCAUUUUUUUGAAUGAUGAAUUAAUUUGUCUUUUUAUUUCAGAAUUGGAGGAUUCCCCAUUGUCUGUCAAGAGUGACAUGGCUACAAUAGUAAAAGUAAUGCAGCUUCCAGAUUCAGGGCUGGAGAUCCGGGAUCGGAUGUGGUUGAAAAUAACAAUAUCGAAUGCAGUUAUAGGUGAGUCUGUAUUGUACAGCAACCAGGCCCCAUAAUUUCAGUAAAUCUGGGGGUUUCAAUGAUAACCGUAAGAUUUGUUCAUCUAUCAUUACUGUUUUAGCUUUAUCGCACCAACAAAUUUAAUAAUGAUGUACAGUAGGAAAAUAUUGCAUGUUUUGGUGUAUAGAUCAUGCCCCUGCAGUCUCACUGCUCAAUUCUCUGCCAUUUAGGAGUUAAAUCCCUUUUUUUAUGAACCCUAGUCACACCUCCCUGCAUGUGACUUGCACAGCCUUCCUAAACACUUCCUGUAAAGAGUCAUCUAAAGUUUAUCCUUCCUUUAUUGCAAGUUCUGUUUAAUUUAGAUUUUCUUAUCCCCUGCUAUGUUAAUAGCCUGAAAAGCUUCCUGUAUUUGAUUAAAGUUCAAUUUAUAGAGAAAGAGAUACAAUUGUUUAAGGUAAAUUACAUCUGACUGAAAGUGAAACCAGUUUUUAUUUUUCAUGCAACUGUGUCAAUCAGAGUCAGGGGAGGUGUGGCAAUGGCUGCAUAAACAGAAACAAAGUGAUUUAACUCCUAAAUGGCAGUGAAUUGAACAGUGAAACAUGAGAAGCAUAAUCUAUACACUAAAACUGCUUCAUUAAGCUAAAGUUGUUUAGGUGACUAUAGUGUCCCUUUAAUAUUCCUGGGUAUCAGAUUUGGAGGAAAAUGGGCAGGACCAUUGAAAGCCUCGUUAGCCAUGGUCAGGUCUUUCAUGCCCUUUUUAUUGCCCUCCUUUAUGUGGCCCUGGAUUCUUUUUUAAAUAUUGCAGACAGUGCUACUGAAUCCAUAAUAAACCUGCCCUGUGGCAUGUCAGGGGUUAAAUGAUUGCGACUAUCAGUAAUUAAGAACAAACUAUGGGAAGCUUAUCACGGCUGAGCAAAUACAUUUGAUUCUUAAUGGCCUUUUUAUAAUUUUUUAUAUUUACUAAGAUGGUGUGAGUUUAGAAUUGAAACCUGCUCUAAUUAAUGUAAAUGUUUAGAUUGUUUUUGUUUGAGGUAAAUGGUUUAUGUGUGUUUACAUUGACUGUUGUAUAAAAAGUGUUUUGUUCUGUGUGGUUUUCUGUAGGGGCUGACGUGGUGGAUUGGCUGUACACGCACAUUGAAGGCUUCAAGGAGCGGAGAGAGGCCAGGAAAUAUGCCAGCAGCAUGCUAAAACAUGGCUACCUCAGGCACACGGUCAACAAAAUCACCUUUUCCGAGCAGUGCUACUAUGUAUUUGGAGAUCUGUGUGGCAGUAAGUUUUCGCUUUUCAUCUAUAAUGUAACUUGCCAAAAUGAAUUAUUCCAUGGCUAAAGGGAUGUCAGUAAGAAUGUACCAUUAACAAGCUUUUGCAUUCCAGAGGAGAUAUGCGUGAAAUGCGUUGGGUACACCUCUAGAACUAAAAAGUUUAAUUUUGGCGAGAAAAACUCAGUAUGAAUAAAUUAAAUGAAUGCAUUAUUUACAACACAAUGGUAAAGGGCUGUAUAUCUAAAAAAAGACUGCUUGUAAUUAAGAAUACUUUCAUUUUUGUUAUUUAGAUGUGGCGGCACUAAAUCUUAACGAUGGCUCCAGUGGCACAUCUGAUCAGGAUACCCUUGCUCCCCUCCCACAUCCAGCUGCACCUUGGCCAUUAGGCCAGGGAUACUCUUAUCAAUAUCCUUUAGCACCAUCUUGCUUCCCUCCAACAUAUCAAGAGCCAGGAUUCAGCUAUGGUAGCGGCAGCGCAGGUAGCCAGCACAGUGAAGGUAAGCAUUAAUUCCCUGACCUCCUCUCUCCGUGCUUGUUCUCCACGCUUUGGUGUCUUCCAGUUCUGCAUGCAUGGUUUAUUCAAACACCAUUUCAUUGCACAUACAUGGACUGAAUCAUUCUCAAACUAAUUAGUAUGCAUCUUAGCUUUAAAGUAAAUAAACAGUAAAUAGUUCUUAUAACACUGGUCUGAUCAUUGUUAUCCUGUGAAGAAAUAGCCAUGUCUUGGAAAUAGGCUCAGCAUAGCGAGACACCCAGCAAAAUCAAUACAUUUCAAAGACAUUAUACAAUUUACUGCCAAAUGUGUCAAUUAAUACCUUCACUACUGUGAUCACUUCUUCUCAACCUCGCAGUCUUUGCAUAUCAGUUUCGGGAUUGUGUAAUUAACAACCCAAGUUAAGUCCAGUUUCACAGGUCUGCAACUGAGACCCAUAUUUGGAACCUUUGUUUUACUACUUGUGAGGAAGCAAGACAGAGAGUUAUAUAUAACCUUAUACUACAUGUGGAACCAAACCAUUGUUAUUCUGAAAUAUGCAUAAAAUACAUAAAUAAGAAUCAGUAUUCUCCUACUACUUAAAGGGGCAUCAGGAAAGUCACAUUUUAUAUGAGUAGUUAUAAAAUUCCUGGCACCCAAAAUCUGGUCAUUCUGCAGUCCUUGAGAUAAUCUUGAUGUUUCAUCUCCAAAAUCACCAGCCUUGGACACAAUAAUAAGUAGCUUAACCCUGUGCUAAGCAGCCCACAUCACUUUGUCUGUUGUUGCUGUUUGUGGUUGGGACAGCUGUGGGCCGGUAUGAAUGAAUGAAACCUCCAUUGUGUCUGAGAGGCAGCAGAUGAACCAGAUAUUGGAUGCUAAAGAGCCCGUUUUGGGAAAUAUAUUUUGUUUGGCUAAAAACAAUGGGCAGAGCACCAGAAAACAGGUUCAUUUGCUAAAUUGUGAAGAAUUGACAAGGAAGUAAUUGCAAAUUUUGUAAAAAGAGCUGAGUUUGAAAACAACUGAGGUAUAUUUCUGUCUCUGCAGUUUUAUCCCAAAAGGUGUAAUUUCCUUGUCAAUUCUCCACAAUUCUGUUUUAUGGCCACUAUCCCUGAGUUGUCCACCUCCAUUUUCAAGUCAUUCCCCUCCUGUUGUAGUAUUCUUUUUUUUCAUAGGUGUACAUAACUUUUGUCCUCCUGAUAACUUUCUGAAACUGCAGAGAUAGAUUGUUACAUAAUAGGGUCUACAUGUUAGAUCUUUAUUUAGGCAGUGGGCUACUUCACUUUAGAAUGUACGGUACUUCCCAGAGUGAUUGUAUAUACAGUAUAACAGAGAUUAAAACUACAGGUCCUACACUAAUAGCCUGGCCUUGCAUGUGCCUCACUUCAAGCCUGGAGGGUCCAUGACACACUUACACAGUUGCCAGGGCUGAAUUUCUACAUGCUAGGGUGGAAUUUUCACUCACCAAUGGCUAAUGGGAAGUGGAAAUUUUGAGCCCUGUAGUAUAUAUAUAAUAUAGUCUAGUAGAAAUCAGAGGAACAAUGAAAGCUUUUCCUAAACGUGACAAAGCCAAAAUUCUGCAUGGAAAACCUUGUGGGUUCUCUGUGAAAAGGAAGUGCAGGACACAGUGCUGGUCUGUUCUUUUCAUUAACACUUUGCUAUAUCGCCUGCUGAGUCCUGUGCUGUUAAAGUAACUGUGUUAUUCCCUUGUUUUGUGCUGAGCAAGCCUUAGACUGAAGGAUGCAUUGAAGGAAUGGAACAAUCUAGGUCAUCGGUAAGCGUGAAACUCAGACUGUAACCCCAGUCAUGGCAUGUCCGUCUGGAUCCCUUUGGCCUGUCUUUCACCCACCUAGACCAUUCCCCAUCUCCCUCCAGUUAACAUAGGCUUUUAUUCAUAUCACAAGGUUCUACCCUGAAUCUCAAAAAUAUCAAAUGCAGAAUUUCCACUUGUUUAAUGUACAACGUUAAUAGUUUAUUUACAAAAACCCUACUUUUCAGAUACCAAGUAAAGAACUUUAUCUUCCAAAAGGGGAGAGGUCCAGGACUUUUAGUUUUAGCUUAUAAGACAUCAGAACACCUUAACAAUAAUCUCUGUGCUUCCUUGGUGUCUUCAUUCUGGUAGUACACAAGUAUGUAUUUAUCUUCAGGAAGGUACACCUUUAUUUAGUCUAUAUACAUUUUUCUGACAUGAUCGCUUUUGUAUAGAAUAAAUUAUAUAUCAAAUGUAUAGAUGAAGAGAAAUACUUACCUGAAAAAUAAUAUUUCUCCCAAAUAGUAUCCUGAGUGCAGCUGCCUAUCAUCAAAUGAUGCUUAUUGAUGCCCAUAAUUCCUAGCGUGCAGAUGUUUGGAGUUGUGGGAGGCUCCUGCAUCCUUAAGAGGUCAAGCAAUUGUGUUCACAACCACCUCUGUCCUCCAUGUUUGUAGUCUUUAAAACUAAGCCAAUGGCAUAGCAAGAGGUAAGGUAGGUGAAAAAGAGUAAAAUAAUUUUUCAUUAAUUAUUUUAUUUACAGCUCAGCUAGCUUGGUGUAUAGUUAAAAUUGUGUGCUGUACACAAGUUACACCAAGUUAUGUUUGGUCUGACAAGGGCCUUUUAAAGAUGAUGAGUUUUUGGAUAAUUCAAAUAUAAAAGACCCAAUUCCCCAGUUAGAUACUGCUGUCAAAUUAAGUUUUAUGGCUGGAGUUCUAGAUUCUAGAAUGCCAAUACAACAAAUCACAGUGACGGCAAACUCCAUUAGUUCAUCCUGUUUAUGCAAAGUGCAAGCUCCUGGACCGCUGAUGGUUAACCUUGGCUCUGCAAGUGUGUGUAAAAACUAACAUCUGCAGUGCUAAUGUUAAUUAUCACUGACCUGUGAUCAUGUAGAGGGCAUACUCCAAACAGCCUCAGUUUCUAUGCACGUGUCAUCGCCUCUCAUAGAGCUUAUAUCUUUGUGUGCAACAUCUGUUAAUAUGGUAAUUGUAGCAGAGUUCUUUAUUAAACUCCACAGUGUUGCAGCAAAUUGAAACAUGACCCGUAGAAUUAUAGCAAUAUAGCUGAUAUGGAGAAAUUCUCCAACUAUACCAUAAUAUAAUGAUAUGGUAUGGUAUAAUAUGUGUAUUCUAUAAUGGUAUACACAGCUAGGCCUUAUUUGUUUCAUUGCUAAAAUCAGAGUUUAGUGAAUAAUUCUUUACAUGCAUUUUACCCCAUUCGAAUUAUUAAGCUAUACAAACAGAAUGUCUUUACACACCACAGUAACACUUAGAGAAAUGAACCAACAUAUGCUAGUUGGUGACUAUAGUUGCAUGGUGAUGCAUGGCCAGCUUCAUCUCAUUGUCAUAGUGGGUGUAUGCAUGUCAUAAGUCAUUUGGCAUUGAAUACAUGAUGCCAGGUUUGUGAUGUACAAUGUUCUAUUUAAAUAACCCCUCAAUAUUACAUGGCUCCUUACAGUAAGGCAUAUUAACGGUAAUAGAAAUCUGCAACGUGUUUAUAGCAUAGUGGUGAAUUGAGCAAUGAGCAGCAACAUUCGGGCUUAAAAUAAUAUAUUUGGAGAAAAAAAAUUCUGGGUGUCACAUUUGUGUUUAGAGAAUAAAUAAUCAAUAAAACUAAAGCAGUGUAAUUUUUAUACAUCAGCCCUGAUGUUAAAAGGAGCCUGUCACUACUUACCUGGCCCUCUGGAAUCUGUAACACAGACCUCCAGUCCACCCAGUCACUUCAGUGAUUUGCCUUGCCUGGGAUGCUUCCCAUAGCAAUGGAAACCUCCUUCAUGACACCAACUGGACAUCACUCUGUUAGCCUUGGCUAGGGCUACAUGUGCUGUGGUUGCUACGGGUGGAAAGCAGAAGGACCACCUUUGGGAGGUCUCCUCUGCUCUCUUUUAUCAACCGAGAACAGAAUCUAAGUUUUAAUCAACAGGUAGGAGAAAAAAAUAUUUCUGAAUAGUUUUUUUUUUCCUCUUAAUCUAUAUAUUUGCUAGCAAAACUGCACAAUGUAUUAAUAAAAGUUGAUGCUUUUUAAAAAAAUAAAAAUAAAUAGCUUUGGGAAUGACAGGUGCACGUUAAAGUUUAUUUUUGUUCUUUUAGAAUAAUUAAUAAUCCUAUGGUUAUGCAGUAAAUUUACUAAUUGUUUCUAGAGGUCUAUUCACCUGGAAUUAUGAAGAAAUUACAUACACGUUGUCACAUUGUCACACUACACAUUGUCAGGUGGAAAAGUAGUUAAGUUAAAGAAUGUUUCACUUCAGUUAGUUAGACAAUUUGCAAUUCCUGGUUUACUGAAUAAGUGCUAAUUAUUUUAUUACUUUUUUUUUUUGAAGACUAAAACCAAAAUAAGAGUGCUGCCAAUAUAUUUGGUAACAGAAAACAUAAUCUAAGCCUCUGUAUUGGUCACAAAGUUAGAAAGGAGACGCAGAAAAACACAUUAAAUCUCUCAACCAGCAUAUAAAGUCAACACAAUAUUAUUAAAUAAAUUGCAUUUUCCUUAAUUACUUCUUCCAAUUCAUAAUAUUUUGGAAUGUGCUAGGAUCGCAGCAUGAACAGGCUUAUUCACUAGAGAUAGAAUUGUCAGGAGUUCAAAGUGCAUUGGCAGUGAAUUUCAAAUUUUUGGCCAGAACUCUUAAAUGAGAAACAUUCUCCAGGUCAAUUCUGUUUCCAGUUCAGAUAUUUUGGCAUUAAAUUUGAAAUAAAUUUUUAAUUCCUGGCAAUUCUCACUUUAGGAAAUAACCCUCUAAGUAUUUCUUGGUGCAGGACAUUUAUUUAUUUAAAGUCUUAUUUCUACAGGAAGCAAAAGCAGCAGCUCCAGCCGGAGCAACCGAGAGGGAAAAAGAUCAUCUGGACGAGAGAAAGACCGAAAGUCCACCGGCAGUGGCAGUGGUUCAGACCGUGCGCCUCGCAGUGGAGGAAGCAGGAGCGAAAGGCCAGUGAGCCAACACAGUCAACGAAGUCAGAGCUCAGUAGCGAGAAGUGAACGUAGUCAUCGCAGCAGUCAUCAUUCCCAUGUUCCUUCAGGGCAUCCUCCUCAUUACAGCUUGCCAAAAAUUGGAAGCAAGUUAUGUGGCACUGGUGGCCCCCAAGCCACUCUCCCGAACCGUGAGCUUGGCAACGUCCCCCCAGAACUUACUGGGAGUCGACAGUCCUUCCAAAAGGCCAUGGGAAACCCCUGUGAAUUCUUUGUGGACAUCAUGUGA